AUGGUUGAGGGGAGAAUCCCAGAAGGCAAAAACCAGAUUAGCAGAGCCCAGGAACUGGCCCGGCAGGAAGAGAAGGUGGUCCUGGCGGAGGGUGGCCAGCAGAGGGCACAGGAGCAGUUGGGGGAGCGCGUGGCAGAGGUGGUGCGUCUGGAGCAGGGGGAGCGGAGACUGCAGUCUGAGCUGCGCGUGCUCCGGGAGCGAGUUGCCAGUGCAGACCAGGAGAUUGAAGGAUCCAGGAGUCUGAUUGAGAAGCUCAAGGCCGAGGUCACUCAGAGCAAGCAGAGCCACCAGAGCACACUGCAGGAGGGGCUGAGGCACCAGCAGGGGGCGCAGCGGCUUGAGAUGGAGCUUGGCAGCAGCAAGGAGCAGAUCAGGACCUUGCAGAUCCAGCUGCAGGAGCAGGCAGAGAUGAGCCAUCGUCUUCGGGCAGAGUUGAGCCAGGAGCAGGCUCAGCAACAGGACCAGCAGAAGCGCCUGGAGAGCGGGCGAGAGCGAGUGAAUGGGCUGGAGAGAGAAAACGAGGAGCUCCGAGCCAGGCUGCACUCCACAGAACAGCUGCUAAAGGAUAAGGAAAAGCAGAUAUCCAGUCUACAGAACAGUGUUUCUGAGCUCCACAGCGCCUCCCAGCACCUGCGAGAGGAACAUGCUGCUUUCCAGUCACAGCUACACCAUUCCAAAAGAGACAUGGAGGAGGCACAGAGUCAAAGCAAGACGUACUGUGAAGAGGUUAGCAGGUUUGAGGAGACGGUGUCAAGGCUGCGGGCAGAGCUGGAGACAGCCCAGGAGAGGGCGAGGCACGGGGCUCGAGAGCUGGCCUCGGCAGAACAGGGAGUCAGAGAGCUGAGGUUGGAGCUGACCUCUGCGCAGGGGGCUCACAAGGAGAGCAUGGAGCAGCUGAGCGAGCGGAGUCGGGAGGCGGCGAGCCUGCGCAACGAGCUUGUCCGUUCUCAGCAGCGCAAUGCUCAGCUCGGGCAGGAGAACGCUGCAUACGAGGAGCGAAUGAGGCGUCUCAACGGGGAACUGAAGAGACUGCAAAGCCUGAGCCAACACACACACGAUGAGGCCAGAGCGUACGAGAGCAGGCUGUCUGAGCUCAGUGCCCAGCUAGCACUUACACAGAGGAGGGGGCAGGAGCAGCUGGCAGCGCUGGAGUCGAGAGAUGAGGAGACAGUGAUUCUCAAAGUGGAGCUGGCGUCCCUCAGGGAGAAAUACCAUACCUCAGUCCAAGAGCGAGAUGUCUUACACUCAGAGCUGAACAUGUUAAAGCAAAAGUACAUGGCUACCUCCAAUGAGGUGGAGGUGCUACGGUGUUCUCUGGGUGCAGCACGCUCGGACAGCUCUCGUCUUCAUCAGGAGAGCGAGCUGGUCGUGUCUAAUGUCAACCAGUGGGUAAAGGAGCAGAAGCAAGCUAAUGAGAAACUGGGGACAAAGAUAAAGGAGCAAAGCAAACAGAUAGUCCACCUGACAGCUGAAAAGGACCACCUAACGGAGAUGAUUGACAACCUGCAGAGAGAGAACAAGAAGCUCAAGACAGAGCUGGAUGAGCGGAGGAUCGAGAUCGAGAGGGUUCGAGCUCUCCACGCAAGCCAAUCAGAGCACCUUGCUGUCAUGACUCGACUACGAAGCCAGCUGCAUGACCCGGAGUAAGUACACAC
Polyodon spathula (Mississippi paddlefish) is the source of this 1655-nucleotide messenger RNA. Its product is annotated as polyamine-modulated factor 1-binding protein 1-like. The transcript is spliced from 13 exons. The coding region runs from base 1 to 1647 and encodes 548 amino acids. Lineage: Eukaryota; Metazoa; Chordata; Actinopteri; Acipenseriformes; Polyodontidae. The record is from RefSeq and is a predicted model, not a curated record. Gene Ontology annotation, biological process: spermatogenesis.